AUGCCCUUUUCAAAGGCCUUGGCCAACUUGGAAUUUCUUGCGCAAAAUGCAAACCAAAACAGCUUCAAGAACGAACACGAGCGUCGAAAGGCAGUUCAACUGGUCCAGAAACUUCUCGCCAACAUUGAAACCCCCUGGGAGACGGCGUCCAGGUUGUUGUUGAUCGAUCCCUUCGCCAUCGCAGCGUUGAGGACACUGGUGAAUCUGCAACUGUUCUCCAAAUGGAUUCCAGCAGACAGUCACAAGAGCUUAGCUGAGCUUGCACAAUUGACUAGCUGUGACUCCCGACUACUUUAUCGUCUUCUCCUCACCAUGGUGCCUCACCACUGGCUCCAUUACUCUGCACAAGACCAGACGUUCUCGCUCAGCACUUUUACAAAGGCGCUUUGCGACCCAUCUCUCGCGGCCACGUUGACUUUUCAUGCCCACGUCGUCUCACCAGCUGCCCGAGAAUUUCCAAACUUCCUCGCUGCAACACACUACGCGAACCCGAUGGAGCCACAGCUCGCACUGUGGCGAUAUACUGCUGGAUCGGAGCUGGUACCGUGGUUUCAAAAGAACUCGGAAGCCUUCAUCAGCUUACACCAUGUGAUGCGACUGCGAGGUAACCACAGCGAAAAGUGGACCGAGUUCUAUCCCUGGGAGCGGGAAAUCGUGAACCGCCUCGAACCAGGUGGAAGGGUCGCUUUCGUCGACAUCGGAGGUGGUGUGGGACAAGACUCGGAAGCACUGAGGCUCAAAGCCCCUGAAAGCUUCCCAGCAGGAUCCAUUAUCCUUCAAGAUCUGAACGAAGUCAUGGAUCGCGCAGAAGCAGCGGGCGAGUCCAUUGUGAGAGCCAGUCACGAUUUCUUCCAACCGCAGCCCGUCAUCGGUGCAGCCGUGUAUUUCAUGCAUCUCGUACUGCACGACUGGCCUGACGACAAAGCCGGCCAAAUUCUCGACAACCUCAGACCGGCCAUGAAGCGCGGAUACAGUCGUCUUCUGAUCAAUGACAUCGUCUUGACAGCAUCCAUGGACGCCAUGGUUUCGGCUUCGGACCUCCAUAUGACCAUGAAUGGCGCGCAAGAGAGAACCAGAGAAGAGUGGGAGUCGCUGCUCGAGAAAUCGGGCUUCACCGUUCGCAACUUCUACUUCUCGCCACUUUCUGAACAGGCGUUGAUUGAAGCAGAGCUUACCGAAGAACCUGUCGCUCCGCCGUCCAGGCUAUGA
Sphaerulina musiva SO2202 is the source of this 1209-nucleotide messenger RNA. Its product is annotated as S-adenosyl-L-methionine-dependent methyltransferase. Gene Ontology annotation, molecular function: O-methyltransferase activity. The record is from RefSeq and is a predicted model, not a curated record. Bases 1 to 1209 code for a protein of 402 amino acids. Lineage: Eukaryota; Fungi; Ascomycota; Dothideomycetes; Mycosphaerellales; Mycosphaerellaceae. The transcript has 2 exons.